ACCCCAAGUCGACCCAAGGUUGCCUACAUGCCCCCGGCUGCUGAACCCAUGUGUCAGGCCUCGUAGGGUGCCAAGUCACAUAGCCUUACCAGGUAGACAAAGUUCACACCCAGACUAUGUGUGGAAAAGUCCCUCAACUAGAGAGGACUGGUUGGGUUUGUCAUUUGCUAACCACAAGGAGUAUGUUUGAAUCGACAGCCGGCCUUCGGAAGUGUAACCCGGGUUGUCCAUUUGGGAGCGGUCCGAUUCAGAUUGCCACGGCAUCUCAAUUCACACGUUUGAACAUGUUGAUCCGGGGCGGGAACGAUAGGGUAUCGGGACUGCCCCCAAGACGACAAUCAGGCCUCGGCGAAUGUCGCGUGGCGGGACGAUGGGGGCUCUCGUCAGGAACUGCCAACGUAGUCCACUUCUUGUCCCUUGUUGAGGUUGGGCCGGGACCGGACAUGUGUUUGAACCGUCCAGGAAGAAGCGCCAAUAAGCAAGCCCUCAUAGGACGAGUUAUCAUUCGAGUCCUCGUUACUCAGUGCGUUGGCGAGUCACGUCCUAUCUCCUCGUGCAUCUCCUCGGCAUCUCCGGUGAAGGGAAGAAGAAGCCGUUUCUCUCUACCUGUCAUCACCGUCACUUGACAGCGGACUCGAAUGUUCAAAGCACCUGCUUCUGCGUGGUAAGCGCGCUUCUCGCAUGCCGGCUGAAAUGACUGGUUUUGCGAAACCUGAUGGCUCCUCUGGAUGGCCUUCGUCU
Ilyonectria robusta is the source of this 741-nucleotide messenger RNA. RefSeq lists its product as uncharacterized. The transcript has a single exon. Lineage: Eukaryota; Fungi; Ascomycota; Sordariomycetes; Hypocreales; Nectriaceae. The record is from RefSeq and is a predicted model, not a curated record. The coding region runs from base 117 to 626 and encodes 169 amino acids.